Molecule: messenger RNA, 593 nt
Organism: Oxyura jamaicensis (ruddy duck)
Lineage: Eukaryota; Metazoa; Chordata; Aves; Anseriformes; Anatidae
Gene: CFAP299
Product: cilia and flagella associated protein 299
Exons: 5
Coding region: 59-499 (146 amino acids)
Source: RefSeq, a predicted model, not a curated record
GUUUCUUUGUGUGCUUGGAAGCCUGUUUCCCCCUAAGAAGCCUCUGUCUUCUCAGCUAAUGGAAGUUAGAUGUUUGAUGUCCAUAAUCUACAUUCGUGACUAUAAUUCUCAUCACCAGGAGGUGUCUGCAUACGUUGACUACGCAUACAGACUAACAACAGAUGAUUUUGAAGCCUACUUCAGUGGGAAGAAGAGACUUUUACCUCGGAAAACAGAUCUGAGCCUUCAUCCUGAAAUGCAAAAUCCAUACACAGCUGAAGUUCAAACAAUAUUCUUUUACAACUGGAAUAAAAACAUCUUCUCUUCAAAGCCCAGCCCAAAUUAUGAAGUGAUUGCAGAAAAUGCCUGUGGACUACUCUUCAAGAACAAAAGGGAUGGGAAAAUAAUAAAUGUGAAUCCCAAGGUCUACCCAGGAGACAACACAACACGGACACCUGUUAAAACAAACCUCUAUCUCCACGUGGUUAUCUACGACCAUAUAAUCAGAAGAGGACCCUAAGGUCCCCUUUCCUCCCAGUGAUUCCUUUAGCUACUUUAAAGUCAUUUGGAAGAAAAACAAGCAGUUUAAAAAAAAAAUAAACAGAAAGACCUUU